AUGGCAGGGCCUGGCCGUCGUCGAGACGCGCCUGCCGGCCAAAAACAAGGCGUCUGCUACCACUUCCGCAGCGGGAAGUGCAGCUACGGUGCGAGGUGCAAGUAUUCUCACGAAACCCUCACCAACGGAUCACCAGAGGGGUCGGGGGCAGUUCGAUCCCGUGCACCUCCCAAGGAUCCUGCCUACAGGCAGGCUCAGGACGAUUUGCACCGUUUCAAGCAGCUUCUCCAGCAAUCCCCCUCUACCCACGGCCGCCUCGCCUCAGACAUUGGCCCAGACUUCUUCCAGACAGCUCGCAAAAUUCUCGAUGGAGAUCUUGGUGCAGCUCAGGAGAUUGUCAAGCUCCUCGCCCAAGACGAUGGCCUUGCCUUCGUCAGAUAUCUCGCCAAGAAUAUCAUCCCAAAUUCUCGAGCACACGGCACGCAUCUGCAACUAUGGCAGACGCAGCUGAAGCCCUUCUUCGAGACCGUCACUCACGAGCGGAUUGUCGAGUCGGCCGUGCUGGAACAACAGCUGGCUACCAUCUACAACUUCAUGAUGGGCGUCAAUGGCGACCGUGCCCGCCUGCUGCUGGGCUUUGCCACCGACUUGCUUUCCCAAGUCUCAGCAGAGCAACAGAUCGAGAUCACAAAACUGUCGCUGGCAGUGGUAUACAGAAUGAUCGACUGCAACACCAAUAACAUCGUUGCCGGAGUCUUUGACCCAGUCGUGAAAGUCCUCGCGGCAACGAUCCACACCCUAAUAGACAUCUCGCAACACGACAGGCUCCAGAUGGGCCAUCAUCUCGAGUAUCUCAAUCGCCGCCUCGAGAUAGGCGCGGCACUGCCUUUCACAGCAUCCCAGAAGCAAGCCACUACGCAGCAGGCUACUUUUCAGCUGGACCAAGAUCUCCCUGGUCAACUGUCGAAAGAUGGUCCACGUCAUGACAACGAUCAUGCCGACAUUGGCGAUAUCAACAUUCUUCCGACCUAUGACGAGAUCAUGUCUGUUCGCCCUGAGUAUCUGCCUACCAAUGACACUUCCUUGUUCCAUAAGCCUGGCAUCAUGGGCCGAAUCGACCGAGAGUUUCGACUUCUCCGCGAGGACACUGUGGGACAGCUCCGCGAUGCUGUAAGAAGGCAGAUCGAUGCUAUGAAAACGCCACAGCAUCAACGCCGUCAGGCUCAGAGAGACAACACAUUACGCACAUAUGUUUAUGAUGGCGCGCAAGUGAUGAGCCUGCAAAUCGAGCGGCCUCAUGGGCUUUCGAUUGACGUGCGCUUCAAACAACCAGCUCCAGGCGCUGAGCGGAAGCAUCGUCAAGAAUGGUGGGAAAAUUCAAGACGGCUACAACCAGGCGGUCUAGUCUGUGUCACAUCCAGCAGAAACACGGCAUUCUUCGCAGUGGUUUCUGAGCAGCCCAACAAACCCGCAACCCAGCAAGGUCAAACGGCCAGCGGCCAGCGCGAAGAAGACAAGCCAACACUGUUUGGUGAAAGAGAUCAUGCAUUCGUUAGCCUCAAUCUCGCCGAAGAGAGUCGCGAUGCUGUAUAUCAGCUGUUGAGGUGGUCUUCGCGCCCCGAAGCGAUCACGAACCGAGCCGACUGGUUUCUGGUCGAGUUCCCAGGCGUCUUGCUGCCAUCUUUCCGAUACACGCUCGAGGCUUUGCAGUUGCUCUCAGCCAAGCCGAAUCUGCCCUUUGCGGAGCUGCUGGCCCCUGCCAAGCCAGGAUCGCAACCUGACACCACUACAGGCCUCACUACAGUCCAGCCCCCGAGGUACGCAACGAAGCCAGGUUUCGUCUUUGACUUAGCCUGCCUGUCCCAGGAUUUCACCCCUCUGCAGACUUCUUUACAGAAUCCUCUGGACCCCGCGAAGCUAUCUGAGCAUUCUGCGCUCGACCCAACGCAAGCAUCUGCUCUUCUGUCAGCUCUCAGCAGGAGCUUGGCAUUGAUACAAGGCCCCCCAGGUACGGGCAAAAGCUAUACUGGAGAAAAGAUUAUCAAAGUCCUGCUGGCCAAUAAGGGGGCAGCUAAGCUUGGGCCAAUAUUGUGUGUGUGCUACACCAACCAUGCACUUGAUCAAUUGCUGGAGCAUCUGUUGGACAGCGGCGUUGAGCGUAUCAUUCGCAUCGGCUCAAGGUCCAAAUCAGAGCGACUUGAACAGCUCAACCUGAGGGUCGUUGUACAAAUACAGAACCGCACUAAAGCUGAGAAAAGCGCUCUCUACAAUUUCCACAGUGAUCUCGACUCACAGGCUGAGUUUCUCAAUCAGACUCUGGCACAGCUCGCCGCCCUCGACCGCAAUUCAGCUUUGGAGGAAUAUCUCGCCGUCCACCAUGUGGAACACCAUUCGCACCUGUUUGGUAAGAUCAUUGACGAGGAGGGAUUCCAAAAGGUUGUCAAUGACCCAACGCAACGCUUCAAGCGUUGGAUCCGGGGUGGGCAUCCAGCCUCAGAUAUGCUUCGCUCUCCAAGUCAGUUAGAGUCAGCUCCAUUGGAAACCAUGUCAGCCGGCGAAAGACAGCGCCUCUAUCAACACUGGAACCGCCAGAUGCGCGCGCCUCUGGUUACACAAAUCCAAAAGUCGUAUGCAAAGUUCUUGAGCACUUCCCAAGAGCGGAGCAAGACCAUGAAGGACGUGGACCUGCGUUGCCUCAACAAAGCAGACGUUGUUGGCAUCACGACGACAGGUCUUGCCCGAAACAUUUCCUUGUUGCAACGCCUUCAUUCGAAAGUACUGAUGUGCGAGGAAGCUGGCGAAGUGCUUGAAGCGCACACCAUCACUGCCCUGCUACCGACCGUGGAACAUGCGAUUCUCAUCGGCGAUCACCUGCAACUACCUCCUCAGACUCAGAACUAUGAGCUGCAAAGCACGCACCCACGCGGUGCUCGAUAUUCUUUGGAUGUGUCGUUAUUCGAGCGGCUCAUCAAACCUCCGUUCCAUGACGAUCCCCGCUUGCCUUUCUGCACUUUAGAGACACAGAGAAGAAUGCACCCAUCAGUCUCACAACUUAUCCGCUCGACGUUGUAUCCAAGACUUGUUGACGGUGGAGCUGUCACCGAGUACCCAGAAGUGGUCGGUAUGCGAAAGCGUCUGUUCUGGUUUGACCACUGCCAGCCAGAAGACCAAGCUAGGGACAGCGCAGUACUUGCAACCUCACGCACAAAUCAAUUCGAGAUUGAGAUGACGAUCAGGCUUGUCCAACACCUUGUCCGGCAGGGCGAAUAUGGUCCAGAGGACAUCGCUGUCAUAACGCCAUACCUCGGUCAGCUGCAGCGACUCCGGAAGCAAAUGUCGAAAAUCUUCGAAAUCGCUGUCGGCGAUCGUGAUUUGGAGGAGCUGACGGCCAUGGAUGCAGAUCAUUCAGAGAAUGGUACUGUUGUCAAGCGCUCGGCUCUUCCAGCACCGGUCAGCAAAACGACAGUCCUCAAAAGCAUCCGUCUGGCAACCGUCGACAAUUUUCAGGGCGAAGAGGCCAAGAUUGUUGUCAUAUCACUUGUUCGCAGCAAUGCUGAAAACAGAUGCGGUUUCCUCAAGACCUCAAAUCGCAUCAACGUCCUGCUGUCAAGAGCCAAACAUGGCAUGUAUGUCAUCGGGAACUCAUCCACCUAUGGCGGUGUACAGAUGUGGUCAGAAGUUCUUGACAUCUUGCGAGGAGGCGGCAAUUUCGGGCAAAGCCUCGAUCUUUGUUGCCCGCGCCACCCAGAGACUCCUAUUGUUGUUUCAGAGCCUGAUCAUUUCCUCCAAUUCGCGCCUGAGGGUGGAUGUCUGAUACCUUGCGACCGCCGCCUCGCUUGUGGCCACGCAUGUAUCGCGCGUUGCCAUGCUCAAGUGCUACACGAUGCUGUCAAGUGCUUGGAGCCUUGCCCGCGACCCAGGAAGGACUGUACCCACGCUUGUCCUCUGGUGUGUGGUAACCAAUGUCCAGCCAAGUGCUCAGUCAGACUGAUAGGCACAACUCUCACGCUUCCGUGCGGCCACAACUUCAGCUCGCCACUAUGCUGGCAGAUUCGCGAGGUUGAGUCGAUUCGAUGUAACGAGCCCGUCAGACACACCAUCUCUGGAUGCGAACACGAGAUAGUCGAGCCUUGUCACGUCAAUGUUCUAUCGCCAAAGUUUCAGUGUCCCAAGAGUUGCGGUGGUCUUCUGGCUUGCGGGCAUAGCUGCAAGAAGCCGUGUUCUCAGUGCAGAACACGCGCAGAAGGUGUGGCAUCUGACGCCAACCACGGAGAAUGCCUACAACGAUGCGGUCGAGACUUUACAACUUGUCGACAUAGAUGCUCUGUCAGAUGCCAUGGCGACCUGCCCUGUCCGCCGUGCGAAUCGCCAUGCGACGUCAAAUGCAGUCACUCCCGAUGCGACAAGAAAUGCCAUGAGCCAUGUGCUCCUUGUGCGGAGCAAAGGUGUGCAUCUCAUUGCCCACACGUGAGUUGCUCUAUGCCUUGCGCCGCUCCAUGCGAUUGGGUACCCUGCACGAAACGCUGCACUUCCUUGCUCGAAUGUGGUCAUCAAUGUCCCUCACUUUGCGGCGAGAUCUGUCCAGACUCGAAAUUUUGCCAAGAGUGCGGCAACGAUGAUGUCAAGCAAACCAUUGUCGAUUUCAUCAUGGGAUUGCGAUACGAGGAGAUCUCUCUCGAUGAAGACCCCUGCAUCUUCCCGGAUUGUGGACAUUUUAUCACAAGCAGCAACAUGGACGGGGUAAUGGAUAUGGGCGACCACUAUCAACUCGAUUCUAAUGGCAUCCCUAUUGCUUUGGCUGGACAAUCGGUCCCAUUCACCAUGGAUGGGACUAAGGUCAAGGUGUGCCCUCAUUGCCGUGGGAGUCUCCGCAACAUUGCUCGCUAUGGUCGCAUCGUACGACGUGCCCUUCUAGACGAGUCCACAAAGAAGUUCAUUCUCUGGUCGAACAGCCGAUGCACGGAGCUGGGACACGAACUCGUCAACAAACUGGAAGACUUGUCACGUGCUACUGAGCCUUGGAAAGCCGCCCAGAGUCUGCCUCAAGCGCCAUCUAACAGACCUUCAUUGCCCAAGGAUCGCUUGGAGCUAUUUUGCAAGAUGAACGCGCUGGUCGGUGGCGGUCGUUAUACACAGCUGAUCCGUCUUUGGCAAGAGAUCCAGCGGUUCGCGGAUCUUGCAUCUAUUGGCGAGCAGCCAUUCUCCAAGGUUGCCAAUUUUGUCCGCUUUGCGUCCCGGUCAAGGGCUCUAGAUUUUGACGAAUCUGUUCUGCAGGUCAAGAGCAUUUUGCAAGCGACAUGCUUACAGCUGAAGUGCGAGCUGGCCAUACUCCUCGACUUCGUUCGCUUGCGCAAAGAUUUGGCUCAUCUUCAUUCUUGCCGAAUUUCGGACGUCUCGAGGCAGUUGCAAGAAUGCAGUGGCUUGAUCGCCGUUGCUGAAGAACGCGGUUAUUCCAGGGAGCUUCUGGAAGGCCACUUGUUCUGCGCCAAGUUCUGCAUUGUCCAGAGAGGCAUCUUGGCGCAAAUGUCAGAUCACGAUGAUGGCCCAGUGGUGCAAGCCACAAGCGUGGAAGAACAAGUGCAUGCCAUGGGAGACAAAGCUCGAGAGCACAUCACUCAGGCUGAUGCUCUAGUCAAGAAGCUACCAUCCCUGGCAGUCUUCAAAUCAGAGGUCGAUGCAACUCUCCUCAUGCUCAACAAUGGCACAUUUUACUCUGUUGUCAGCAAGGACGAGUUGCGUGCAGUCUAUGCCGCCAUGGCAACUGAAUUUCGUGGCACCGGGCACUGGUAUAACUGCGUCAACGGCCACCCCUUCACUGUCGGGGAAUGCGGCAUGCCGAUGGAGGAAGCCAGAUGCCCAGAGUGCGGCCAAGGUGUUGGCGGCAGGAACCACGUCCCGACCGCAGGCGUGGCAGCGGCCGCGCAGAUGGAUGAGCUCGCACGCGAUCUUGGUGGAGUCGCCUUGUGA
Molecule: messenger RNA, 5907 nt
Organism: Microdochium trichocladiopsis
Lineage: Eukaryota; Fungi; Ascomycota; Sordariomycetes; Xylariales; Microdochiaceae
Exons: 3
Coding region: 1-5907 (1968 amino acids)
Biological process (GO): regulatory ncRNA-mediated heterochromatin formation
Cellular component (GO): nuclear RNA-directed RNA polymerase complex; nucleus
Molecular function (GO): zinc ion binding; helicase activity
Source: RefSeq, a predicted model, not a curated record